AUGGCCGGCGAAGGAGACGACGUCAAGCUGCUGGGCGCGGCGGUGAGCCCGUUCGCGGUCCGCGUGCGAAUGGCGCUGCACCUCAAGGGCGUGAGCUACGAGUACCUGGAGCAGGACCUGUUCGACAAGGGUGAGCUCCUCCUCGCCACCAACCCGGUGCUCAAGAAGGUCCCCGUGCUCAUCCACGCAGGCAGGCCCGUCUGCGAGUCGCUCGCCAUCGUCAAGUACGUUGACGAGGUCUGGGCUGACGGCGCCUCGCUCCUCCCUGCCGACCAUUACGGCCGCGCCGUCGCCCGCUUCUGGGCCGCCUACAUUGAUGACAAGCUGUUCCCCGCGUGGAUAGGCAUCCUACGCGCCGCCACGGAGGAGGACAGAGCCGAGAAGCUUGAGGCCGCGCUCGCGGUGGUCCGGCCCAUGGAGGACGCCCUCGCCCAAUGCUCUGGUGGGAAGGACUUCUUCGCCGGCGACUCCGUCGGGUACCUCGACCUUGCGCUCAGGUGCAACCUCUUCUGGUUCAAGGCGUUGCGGGAGAUGUACGGCGUGACGGUCAUCGACGCCAACAAGACUCCGCGCUUGGCCGCCUGGGCUGAGAGGUUCGAGCAGACGGAGGCAGGGAAGGAGGCGGCCACGCCCAUGAAGAGUAUGGUUGAGCACGCCGGGAAGCUGCGGGCUAUGUGGGCUGCUGCUGCUGCAGCUGCCAAGUAA
Messenger RNA from Triticum turgidum subsp. durum (durum wheat), 705 nucleotides. Lineage: Eukaryota; Viridiplantae; Streptophyta; Magnoliopsida; Poales; Poaceae. The record is from the annotation of a GenBank genome assembly.